UUCUAAGCUCGACGAAGAUCCACCCGCAAAAUGUCGUCAUCCCAAAUUGAUUGGAAGAGAGAGGAGAAGAAGAUAGGGAAAUGAAGAGCGGAGUCUCCGGUCGAAACAUCUACAUCGAUAGCGCUGACGAAGAAGACGAUGCCGUCGAUGAGGAAGAGAGCUCGGUUCAGGCGGCGAAGGACGACGAAGAGGAGGAUUCCGGCGGAUCAGAUGAGUCCUCCGUCGGUAGUCCGCGGCGCAGCAGACUGAGCUCCUAUAACACCGCUUGGCCCCAGAGUUACAGGCAAUCAAUAGACAUCUACAGCAACGUCGCAUCCCCCUCAAUUGCAUUCCUAGGGACUCCCAGUCUCAUCAGACUCGGAAGCUCCUUCUUCAACUCUUCCUUCAGAGGUCGCCACGCCUCAGAUGUCUUCAGCUCUCUGAUCAAGCCUUUGCUCCCAUCUCGUUCAGAAGAUGAGCGGAAACCAUCGCCGGAUAUUCAGCAUCAGCGGCGGAAGAGCUCACACUCGUUGCUGCCGCCUCCGAUCCCUACUCGUCGACCAUCCGUGAAGAAGGAGCGCGAUCGCGAUCACGAUCACGACAAGGUUUCUGUUCCCCCAGGCCAGAGCUCCUACGGCCAGGCUGUUAUCAACGGUGUAAAUGUACUCUGUGGAGUUGGAAUCCUGUCUGCACCAUAUGCAGUUAAGGAAGGUGGCUGGAUGGGGAUGUCCAUACUGUUCACAUAUGCUGUGCUUGCCUUCUACACCGGAAUGCUCUUGCGUCACUGCUUGGAUAGUAGACCAGGCCUUGAGACAUACCCUGACAUUGGUCAGGCUGCUUUUGGAACUCCUGGUCGCAUUAUUUUAUCGAUUACCUUGUACCUGGAAUUGUAUGCUUGCUGUGUUGAGCACAUUAUAUUGGAGAGUGAUAAUUUGUCAUCAUUGUUUCCAAAUGCGCAUUUGGAUAUAAGUGGAUUGCAUCUCAAUUCUCAUUUGGUAUUUGCUCUGUUAACAACUCUGAUUGUUCUCCCAACAACAUGGCUCAGAGAUCUAAGUGUUCUAAGUUAUAUUUCAGCUGGAGGAGUCAUUGCAACUUUGUUGGUGGCUGUCUGCUUGUUUUGGUUGGGAUUAGUAGAUCAGGUUGGCUUCAAAAAUGAGGGUUCCUCCCUAAAUCUUUCUGGCAUUUCAUUAGCUGUUGGCCUGUAUGGUUAUUCAUAUUCAGGCCAUGCCGUUUUCCCAAACAUAUACUCCUCCCUGAAGAAGCCCAAUGACUUCCCAGCAGUUCUUUUCACAAGCUUUUUCAUUUGCACAUUAUUGUACGCCGGGGUUGCAGUGAUGGGAUUUUUCUUAUUUGGAGAAUCAACUCAACCUCAGUUUACUCUUAGUAUGCCACAUGGAUUCGUAGUUUCUAAGAUUGCUGUUUGGACGACGGUUGUAAACCCACUGACGAAAUAUGCCUUGUCUUUGACUCCAAUGGCACUGAGUUUAGAGGAGCUGAUACCGCAAGAUAAUCUGAAAUCUCACCUCUAUUCCAUCAGCAUUAGAACAGUUUUGACACUGUCAACCUUGAUUGUGGCUCUUACCAUUCCUUUCUUUGGUUUGGUGAUGGCUUUGAUUGGAUCUUUACUCACCAUGCUAGUAUCAUUUGUUUUUCCAUGCAUCUGCUUUCUAAGCAUCGUCAGAGGCAAAGCAACACAAACUCAGGUAGUGAUGUGUAUCCUAAUCGUCGCCGUCGGACUUGUUUCGUCGGGGUUUGGCACUUUCUCUGCAGUUUCCAAAAUUGUUAACAGCUUGCUUUGAUCUCCAUCUCCUCCCUUGCGCUGCAUCGCGGAUAGAGUAUUAAGUGGGGAUUUUAACCAGUAGUUACAUUCUUUUGUCCUUCCUCACUCUCUCCUUUAUUUCAUUUCUUUUUUGUGUAUAAUUUUGCCUAACUAGUUGCUAGGUGAUUUUGCUGCACCUGAGAUAUUUAAAGUUGUACACAA
This is a messenger RNA of Phalaenopsis equestris, 1960 nucleotides long. Its product is annotated as vacuolar amino acid transporter 1-like. The transcript is spliced from 12 exons. The record is from RefSeq and is a predicted model, not a curated record. Gene Ontology annotation, cellular component: plasma membrane. Lineage: Eukaryota; Viridiplantae; Streptophyta; Magnoliopsida; Asparagales; Orchidaceae. The coding region runs from base 81 to 1778 and encodes 565 amino acids.